AAUCACGCGCUCUGCUCACUGUGCUCCAAGAUGGCGGCUUCCAGUGCUCCGUAUCAGACAUCAUCGCAUUUAAAAGCUAAAUAUCAACAUUUACCGGCAGUUUAAACUCAUGAAGAGACAGACCAGAAGGAGCAGAAAGGGACUGUGUUGGUGGCAGUGAAACGCAGAAACAGUUUCCCUAUGGUUUGUCCGCGCGAGGAGCCGGUGACGGUGUCGGUCUGAGGGGGGUUGUGUUAUCCGAGUAUGGCCACCGAGAACAGGAUCAAUUUUUGGAGGAGAAACGCAAAGGUUCCCGGAAGCGUACAACCAGUUUAUGGAGCACAGCAUCCACCUCUCGACCCUCGAUUGCGACGCACAUAUCCCAAAGACACAAAGCCCAAGUUCAACAAUCUCAAGUCUAAAAAGGCCUCUAGCUUCCACGAGUUUGCCCGCAGCACCAAUGAUGCAUGGGACAUCGACGAAGAGGAGGACGAGGAUUUCCUCGGGCUCCCCGCUCCAACUUUAUCCCUACCAUCAGGUCUCCACUCUACGUCCUCACAGAACCAGCAGCAGCACAAUCAGGCUGCAGACACAGACACUGGAGUUUCACACAGAUUGGCAGCUCCCAGUAUGGAAGCUCAAAACUUCCAGGAUGUGCAGGAGGAGGACGCAGAGUGCGAACAUGUCAACGGCAAGGUUGUCAAGUCAAGUAGCGACGCCCACCUCAAUGCGUCUUCAGUCCACUCCACACUGCAGAAACAGCAGUCUCUCCCUGUUCGUCCCAUCAUUCCACUGGUGGCCCGCAUGUCAGACCAGAAUGCAUCGGGGGCGCCGCCGAUGACGGUGCGGGAGAAGAGCCGGCUGGACAAAUUUAAGCAGCUGCUGGCUAGUCCUAACACUGACUUAGAGGAACUGCGGAAGCACAGCUGGUCGGGCAUACCAAGAGAAGUCCGGCCAAUCACAUGGAGACUUCUCUCUGGCUACCUGCCGGCCAACAAGGAGCGCAGAGAGCUGGUGCUAAAAAGGAAACGAGAAGAAUACUUUGGCUUCAUAGAGCAGUAUUACCACUCCAGAACAGACGAGCACUACAAAGACACGUACAGACAGAUCCACAUUGAUAUUCCGAGAACCAACCCUCUGAUUCCCUUGUUCCAGCAGCCCGUAGUACAAGAGGUGUUUGAGCGUAUUCUCUUUAUCUGGGCCAUCCGUCACCCAGCCAGCGGUUACGUCCAGGGAAUCAAUGAUCUGGUCACACCCUUCUUUGUCGUCUUCCUCUCGGAGUUUGUUACGGAGGAUGUGGAGAACUUUGAGGUGGCAGCGCUGCCUCUGGACACCCAGAGAAACAUCGAAGCUGACAGCUUCUGGUGCAUGAGCAAGCUGCUGGAUGGAAUACAGGACAACUACACGUUUGCUCAGCCUGGGAUCCAGAACAAAGUGAAAGCUUUAGAGGAGCUGGUCAGCAGGAUAGAUGAGGACAUUCACAAUCAUUUUAAGAGGUACGAGGUGGAGUACCUGCAGUUUGCUUUCCGCUGGAUGAACAAUCUGCUGAUGAGGGAGCUGCCGCUUCGUUGCACUAUUCGUCUCUGGGACACCUACCAGGCUGAAGCAGAGGGUUUCUCCCACUUCCACCUGUACGUCUGCUCUGCUUUUCUCAUUGAAUGGCGCAAAGAAAUCCUCUCCAUGGUUGACUUUCAGGGCCUUCUUAUGCUACUGCAGAACCUUCCCACAAUCCACUGGGGUAACGAAGAAGUGGGUCUCCUGCUGGCUGAAGCUUAUAGACUGAAGUACAUGUUCGCAGACGCUCCCAGCCACUACAAGAGAUAAAGCACAGCGCACAGUGCUGCAGACUGUGACUGAAUGGACGCACAGCUCCUGAGACACUCCAGACACCACGUGAUGUCUUUGAGGUGACCCAGAAGAGGCCGACGCCACAAAACUUAUCCUGUGAAACUGAAGUCCAGUGAAUGUCACACUGGAUUUGGGUUUAUGGUGCACCCAUAGAGCUCAGUGAAUAUUAAAGACUACUUGCAGUCAACGUACUGCACCGUAUCAACGGACUGUUACAGUAUGAAUAACCAUAGCUAUGCCACUUUGGUUUACUUCUACAGUUUUUGUUCAUGCAACAUUAAUUGUCUCCUAAGUGAAAUGUACACACAGAGGACCAUGCUGUAAUAUAAAGGGAUGAUGUUCGUGAGAUUAUCCUUUUAGUGAAAGGUGGCAUCUAUAGAUUCUAUUUUUUUGAAAAUAUGCGUUGAUUUUACAAGGGAAACAUGUUAGAUGUAAACCAGGCAACUAAUAUAUUUUAUUUUCUCUUAUAAAAUUUAUUUAGUCUGACACUGUUAUAAAUAAGAUGGAGCCCUUACCCAAUGUGUGAAGAGACUUACGGAAUUGGUUCAGGAUUACCAAAUUUGCACUGUACAAUCAGUUCAUAAAAGUCCUUAUUUUGGACUUCAGUGAGUCAGUUUGAUCGGUAGCCAGUACUGAUAUUUUGGAUUGUGUUAGGCAUUACUCCUAAGAGUAGCAAAUAUUAGGUACUGUGUUUUACUUCAGGUUGUGUUUUGGCUUAAAAGUGGAGGAACUGAUUUGGUAUCAGUUUACCCUGGUCAUUAUAAAUCAGCAUUUGAGAUCACUAUGAGACAUUAAUAGUGGUAAUAUUUAAAAUUUUCUGCCUCCAAAUAGACCAGAAACAAUACAGACCUUCUGGUUAAUGUAGCUUUCCCUUGUUUGUUUGUCAUUAUUUAACCCUUUGAAACCCAAAAUAAUUGGCUUCAUUUUUUUCAAAAACAUGGGAA
Plectropomus leopardus (leopard coralgrouper) is the source of this 2771-nucleotide messenger RNA. RefSeq names its product TBC1 domain family, member 22B (gene tbc1d22b). Gene Ontology annotation, biological process: activation of GTPase activity. The record is from RefSeq and is a predicted model, not a curated record. Lineage: Eukaryota; Metazoa; Chordata; Actinopteri; Perciformes; Serranidae. Gene Ontology annotation, molecular function: GTPase activator activity.